CUACGCUGGUCUUCACUGCGUCGUCAUCAAAGGUUACUCAAAAUCCGCAGGAUACCAACCCGGCGUGCGGUUUGAAGACAACCGGUUCAGAAACUCCUGGAACGCAGUUUAUGUAGCAGGAGCCUGGCGAUUCGUUCAAUGCAACUGGGGAGCAAGGCAUCUGGUCAAUGCCAAGGAAGCCCCUAAGGCCGGUAACAAAGCAAAAUCGGACAGUUUGAGGUACGAAUACGAUGACCAUUACUUCCUCACCGAUCCCAAAGAGUUCAUCUACGAAUUCUUCCCUCUACAGUCGGACUGGCAGCUUCUGAAGACCCCGAUUACCUUACAGGAGUUCGAGGAACUUCCCUUCGUUAGAUCGUUGUUUUUCCGAUACGGGCUCUACUUCUCCGAUCAGAAUACCAAGGCUGUCAUGUUCACGGAUUCAACAGGUGCAGCAACUGUGAGGAUAGCGAUGCCAAACCACAUGCAAGGAAGUCUUAUUUUCCACUACAACCUCAAAUUUUACGACAGUGACGGUGACAGCUACGACGGGGUAUCUCUUAAGAGAUUCGUGAUGCAG
Leptinotarsa decemlineata (Colorado potato beetle) is the source of this 559-nucleotide messenger RNA. It is a transcript of the gene Hil, whose product is annotated as peptidase hillarin. NCBI's taxonomy places the organism in Eukaryota, Metazoa, Arthropoda, Insecta, Coleoptera, Chrysomelidae. The record is from RefSeq and is a predicted model, not a curated record.